Molecule: messenger RNA, 342 nt
Organism: Clunio marinus
Lineage: Eukaryota; Metazoa; Arthropoda; Insecta; Diptera; Chironomidae
Source: the annotation of a GenBank genome assembly
AUGACGACAGAAAUUGUCGAAGUCUUGCUGCCAAAGAUCAGUGCAUUUUGUUUAGCAUUACAAAACGGGGAAGAUUUUCAAUAUCAAACUCAUAAGAUUGCGUCAGAAUCGAAUAAACAUCAUCGACUAUUUUUGUCUUCAUCUUCUUCUGGUUGCUCAAUGUCUGUUGUAGGUAAUUGUUUGUUGUCUUCACUUCAAGUCGCAUUCUUGUCGAGAGAAUUUUCUUUUGAUUUCUCUUUUGAGCUUCGUCGAACCUUUUAUCUCAUCAAGCUUGCAAGAGACGAUAAAAUUAUUCAAUUAGCCAAAAACGUUAUAGCACUCCAAGAAAAUUUUGAUAAUUAA